AUGACUGACAAGGAAACUUCGACGCUGCAGUCGUACAUCGACAAAGCCACGGGCGCCGCCCAGAGCGUCCUAGGCUCCAUCGCCGGCACGCCAGGCGACAAGGCCCAAGGCGAGGAAAAGAAGCGCGAAGCCGAAGCCAAACACGACAUCUCCCAAGCCGGCGCCUCCAUCGGCGGCGUCUCCGUCUCCGCCUCGGGCGUCGCCCAAAACGACCCCAACCGCCAGACGGGCUCCUGGAACCAGACGGUCGGCAGCGGAAAGGAGUUUGUGGGCGGGGCGUUGGGGCUGGAGGGGUUGAAGAGUGAGGGGCAGAAGCAGAACGAAGAGGGCAAGGCGCAGGAGGCGGCUGGGCAGUUGAAUGAUUUGGGGAGUGGGAUUAAGGAUCGGGUUAGUGGGACUGUGGGGGGUGCUGUUGCAGGUGUUACUGGUGAUCGUGAGCAGCAGGCCAAGUACCACGCUCAACACGACCAAGGCAAGACGCUCCAGCGUGGUGUCGAGUCGGAGCUGGACAAGAAGGCUCAGGCUGAGGUUGAGAAGAAAUAA
Messenger RNA from Zasmidium cellare ATCC 36951, 543 nucleotides. RefSeq lists its product as uncharacterized. The record is from RefSeq and is a predicted model, not a curated record. NCBI's taxonomy places the organism in Eukaryota, Fungi, Ascomycota, Dothideomycetes, Mycosphaerellales, Mycosphaerellaceae. Bases 1 to 543 code for a protein of 180 amino acids. The transcript is spliced from 5 exons.